AUGGGAAAUCAGAAGAUACCCGACGCAUGGGAUGAGGACUGGGAGACACAGGCCGACAGGGCAGCCCGGGCAGAGCAAACGGAAGCCCCCGCGCCCCAAGCACCCAAGAGCAAGGCGGAGCGCUGGGCCGAGCACCGAGAAUUGAACCGCCAGAUAUGGGAAGCGGCCGAGGCCCCCCCAGAGAUGUAUCACGUGGCAGCCACCAGCAACGUCCCACUCACCCAGGGUUUCAAGCCCCAGAUGAAGCUACUCAGCCGCAAGCCGCCGCCCACCACGGUCAAGACCAAGGACCCCGUGACGGGCAUGGAGAGGCUGACCAUCCAGGACGACGUCGAGGAGGAGGACGAGAAGCCACCGCAGCCGACCCCCGAGGAAAUCAGGGAGCGCCAACAGCGCGAGCUCGAGGAGAAGCAGCGAAAGUACGAGGAGACGCGCGCCAAGAUCUUUGGGGAGUCGCCCUCAGGUGUAUCAUCAGGGGCGUCCACACCGGGUGCUACAACACCUCCACUCACAGGGGAAGGCGGAAGCAGCAGGGGGAACUACCGGGGUCGUGGCCGUGGUCGUGGUGGGAGAGGAGGGCGUGGCGGCCAGCGGAACCAAGACAACUACAUCAAGACCGAGGUCCAGGACCGGCGACCAGGGAACACUGGGAGUCCGUUCCGGGAGCUAUUCGAUCCGGACGCCGGCCCCAAGCCUGGGUCCCGUCAGCAGCAGCGCGUGGCCGGCACGGCAUCGCCACCUCGUGGCCCAGAGCACGCGAUUCGAGCGCCCAGGGGGCCAGAUGGGAGUGGACGAGGGGGUUUUGGGUUUGCCAGUCGUGGCGCCAAAGAGGGUUGA
Molecule: messenger RNA, 837 nt
Organism: Diaporthe batatas
Lineage: Eukaryota; Fungi; Ascomycota; Sordariomycetes; Diaporthales; Diaporthaceae
Exons: 2
Coding region: 1-837 (278 amino acids)
Source: RefSeq, a predicted model, not a curated record